Babesia bigemina is the source of this 540-nucleotide messenger RNA. RefSeq lists its product as hypothetical. The record is from RefSeq and is a predicted model, not a curated record. The transcript is spliced from 6 exons. NCBI's taxonomy places the organism in Eukaryota, Apicomplexa, Aconoidasida, Piroplasmida, Babesiidae. Bases 1 to 540 code for a protein of 179 amino acids.
AUGCGUCGCGUCAGCCGCAGCUGUGGUAUCCUGGGCAGCGUGGGUGUCGGUGGCCUGGGCUGGGGGGACACAGCGGUGAGGGUUGAGGGGACUGGGCGCGGCAGUGGUAGUGUUGUGGUUGAGGGGACUGGGCGCGGCAGUGGUACGCGUUGCAGUUGGUUGAGGGGAGUGGGCGCGGCAGUGGUAGUGUUGCAGUUGGUUGAGGGGCUGGGCGCGGCAGUGGUUGAGGGGAUUGGGAGGGAAACAGGAAGAUGGGGAGGUCGUACAUUAGAGGUCAUCCGUGUGGUGAGUGUGAUUAUGGAUGUCGAACGUAUGAAGUUUGUUACUGCUGUCCCUGGUGUUGUAAAAUAUGUACAAAUGGCUGGGGUUGCAAUGGCUGUUGGUAUUAUUUCCAAAAACGCAAAGAUAGCAGAAAUCGAAAUUACCAGUGCGAUGAGAAAAGGACAUGUAAUAAGUGUCACAAAGAGACAUGUGAAUGUCGAUGCUGUCUUGAGAAACGUCCACGUGAAGAAGUUGCCGCCUCUGGUGUUCAUUCCUUAA